AUGGAACCAGGGAACAAUACAUACAUUUCAAACUUUCUUCUCAUGGGACUUUCAGAGGUACCAGAACUGCAGCCCCUCAUAUUUGGGCUUUUCUUCUCCUUGUACCUGAUCACUGUACUUGGAAACCUGCUCAUCAUCCUGGCCGUCAGCUCAGACCCCCACCUCCACACCCCCAUGUACUUCUUCCUCUCCAACCUGUCCUUUAUAGACAUCUGCUUCACCUCCACUACCAUCCCAAAGAUGCUGCAAAAUGUUCAGAUACAGAGCAAAGUCAUAACUUAUGAAGGCUGCAUUGUCCAGAUGCAUUUUUACAUUCUCUUUGCAGGAUUAGAUGACAUUCUCCUGACUGUGAUGGCCUAUGACCACUUCAUGGCCAUCUGCCACCCCCUGCAUUACACAGUCACCAUGAAUGUCCAGCUCUGUGGAUGGCUGGUUCUGGUCUCCUGGAUCAUUAGUGUCCUGAACUCCUUGUUACACAGCUUAAUGAUAUUGCGAUUGUCCUUCUGCUCAGACUUGGAAAUCCACCACUUUUUUUGUGAAAUCAAACAGCUGAUCCAACUUGCCUGUUCUGACUCUUUCCUCAAUAACACAGUGCUGUAUUUUGGAUCUGGAAUUCUCGGCGGUGUUCCCCUGGCUGGUAUUGUUUACUCUUACUCUAAGAUAGUGUCCUCUAUCUGUGGAAUCUCAUCUGCUCAGGGGAAGUAUAAAGCAUUCUCCACCUGUGCAUCUCACCUCUCUGUUGUCUCCUUAUUUUAUUUUACAUGUUUAGGAGUGUACCUUAGCUCUGCUGAUACCCACAGCUCAGAAGCAAGUGCAAUAGCCUCAGUGAUGUACACUGUGGUCACACCCAUGCUGAACCCCUUCAUCUACAGUCUGAGAAAUAAAGACAUAAAGAGGGCUCUGAAAAAGACCAGAUGCCAUGAAGUG
Molecule: messenger RNA, 927 nt
Organism: Dama dama (fallow deer)
Lineage: Eukaryota; Metazoa; Chordata; Mammalia; Artiodactyla; Cervidae
Product: olfactory receptor 7A17-like
Exons: 2
Biological process (GO): G protein-coupled receptor signaling pathway
Cellular component (GO): membrane
Molecular function (GO): G protein-coupled receptor activity; olfactory receptor activity
Source: RefSeq, a predicted model, not a curated record